Penaeus indicus is the source of this 1750-nucleotide messenger RNA. RefSeq names its product zinc finger protein OZF-like. Gene Ontology annotation, biological process: regulation of transcription by RNA polymerase II. The transcript has 2 exons. Gene Ontology annotation, cellular component: nucleus. Gene Ontology annotation, molecular function: RNA polymerase II cis-regulatory region sequence-specific DNA binding; DNA-binding transcription factor activity, RNA polymerase II-specific. The record is from RefSeq and is a predicted model, not a curated record. NCBI's taxonomy places the organism in Eukaryota, Metazoa, Arthropoda, Malacostraca, Decapoda, Penaeidae. Bases 84 to 1481 code for a protein of 465 amino acids.
UGGCAAGUUAACAUGAAUGGGAACUUAGUCUCAGAGCGGUGCCAUGCAGAGCCUAUUUUCUGUCAUUUCCCGGAAAUGUGAGAAUGAGUCUCCUCGCCGACUGGAUGCCUCUAGCCCCACUCACGGGCAGGGAAAUAUUUAGCAAAGGAGUCAGUGUGAAAGAAGAGCUUAACUAUGGUGUCACUGAAGAGACAUGUAUAGAAAUAAAGGAGGAACCACUUGAUUAUGUAGAUAAGAAGAGUGAUAAUGUGAGUGACACAAAAGUAAAAAAUGAAUGCUUUUUCAUUCAUAAUCUUCAUGAUCUAAGAAAUGAAGCAAAUGCAAAAGACUUGUGUAACUUGAUUCAGGAUCGUAAUGGUAUGUCAAGAGCACCAUUUGUAACUGAGAACUAUGGGAAGAAGUGUCCAUCAGAUAGGGAUCGGACUAUGCAAAAGGAAAGUCUGAAGGAGGACACACAAAAAGUGAAAGCCACAUUGAAUCGUUUUGCCUGUGAGGUGUGUGGCAAGAAAUUUUCAGGAAAGAGCCAUAUAAACAUUCACAUGAGAGUCCACACUCAGGAGAAGCCAUAUAGCUGUGAUAUUUGCAAUAAGGCCUUCCCAUCAAAAAGUGAUCUAGUAAAGCAUAUCAGAGUACAUACAAAGGAGAAGCCAUACAGGUGUGAGAUUUGCAGCAAGGAUUUCUCAUAUAGCACAAGUCUAGUCAAUCACAUGAGAGUACACACACAGGAGAAGCCAUACAGCUGUGAGAUUUGUAAUAAGGCCUUUUCACAUAAAACUAAUAUUGUGAGCCAUAUGAAAGUGCAUACAAAAGAGAAACCAUACACGUGUGAUAUUUGCAAUAAGGCCUUCCCCUCCAAGAGUGAUUUGGUAAAGCAUAUCAGAGUACAUACAAAGGAGAAGCCAUACACGUGUGAUAUUUGUAGCAAGGAUUUCCCAUAUAGCACUAGUCUAAGGAUCCAUAUGAGAGUACAUACAAAGGAGAAACCAUACAGCUGUGAGAUUUGCAGUAAGGCCUUUUCACAUAAAACUAAUCUAGUGAGCCACAUGAGAGUACAUACAAAGGAGAAGCCAUACAGUUGUGAGAUUUGUAACAAGGCCUUCUCACAUAAACAUAGUCUAGUGAACCAUAUAAGAGUACAUACAAAGGAGAAGCCAUACAGCUGUGAGAUUUGCAAUAAGGCCUUUUCACAAGAAAUUUGUCUAGUGAUCCAUAUGAGAGUACAUACACAGGAGAAACCAUACAGCUGUGAGAUUUGCAAUAAGGCCUUUUUACAGAAAUCAAAUUUGGUGAGGCACAUUAGAGUACAUACGAAGGAGAAGCCAUACAGUUGCGAGAUUUGCAAUAAGGCCUUCUCUGAGAAAAGCAGUCUAGUAAGGCACAUGAAAGUACAUACAAAGGAGAAGCCGUACAUUUGUGAGAUUUGCAAUAAGGCCUUUUUAAAGAAAUCAAAUCUGGUGAGGCACAUGAGAAUGCAUACAUAAGAGCCAUACAGCUGUGAGAUUUGCAUCAUUACCUAGUGCAGCACAUGAGAAUACAUAGAAAAGAGAAGCCAAAUAUCUGUGAGCUUUGCAAUAACAAGUUUAUUAAGCCUUAUGAGAGUACAUACAAAGAAAAAUUCAUACAGAUAAGAAAUUUGCAAAAUAACAUCCUCAUGGAAUAAUCACCUGGUGCAACAUGUGGGAGAAGCCACAUCUCUGUGAAGUUUGAAACAAAGGUUUGUCCCAGAGGGAGAACUUUGUGCUAUAUAUGA